GGUUCAGGGCUCGGACAAUUUGAAAGUACAAUAGUUGGUUUCCCUGCACCCGACCCGCUUCGUUUGCCAUCCCAGCACGCCUAUCGGAUCUGACUGGAGAAGUUGUCCGCAGCUUGCGGUCUCCCUCCCUAUACGCCUAACACCUACCUAUACUUCUAAAACAUUUAUUAUAAUUAACAAAAGAAAAAGGAGAAAAGGAAGGGAAACAUUACUGGGUUACUAUGCACUUGCGACUGAUUUCUUGGUUUUUUAUCAUUUUGAACUUUAUGGAAUACAUCGGCAGCCAAAACGCCUCCCGGGGAAGGCGCCAGCGAAGAAUGCAUCCUAACGUCAGUCAAGGCUGCCAAGGAGGCUGUGCAACGUGUUCAGAUUACAAUGGAUGUUUGUCAUGUAAGCCCAGACUAUUUUUUGUUCUGGAAAGAAUUGGCAUGAAGCAGAUUGGAGUGUGUCUCUCUUCAUGUCCAAGUGGAUAUUAUGGAACUCGAUAUCCAGAUAUAAAUAAGUGUACAAAAUGCAAAGCUGACUGUGAUACCUGUUUCAACAAAAAUUUCUGCACAAAGUGUAAAAGUGGAUUUUACUUACACCUUGGAAAGUGCCUUGACAAUUGCCCAGAAGGGUUGGAAGCCAACAACCAUACCAUGGAGUGCGUCAGUAUUGUGCACUGUGAGGCAAGUGAAUGGAGUCCUUGGAGUCCAUGCAUGAAGAAAGGAAAAACAUGUGGUUUCAAAAGAGGGACUGAAACACGGGUCCGAGAAAUAACACAACAUCCAUCAGCAAAGGGUAACCUGUGUCCCCCCACCAGUGAGACAAGAAAGUGUACAGUGCAAAGAAAGAAGUGUCAGAAAGGAGAACGAGGAAAAAAGGGAAGGGAGAGGAAAAGAAAAAAACCUAAUAAAGAGGAAAGUAAGGACGCAAUACCUGAUAACAAAGGUCUGGAACCCAGCAGAGAAACUCCAGAACAACGAGAAAACAAAGACAAACAGCAGCAGAAGAAGCGAAAGGUCCAAGAUAAACAACAGAAAUCGGUAUCGGUCAGCACUGUACAUUAGAGGGUCCCAUGAGAUCGUUGUAAACUCAUGAUGCUGCUAUCUCAACCAGAUGCCCAGGACAGGUGCUCUAGCCAUUAGGACCACAAAUGGACAACGUGUCAGUUACUGCUCAGUCUCAACAACAUUCCAAAUAGUUGCUAUAGUCUUCAUACAAGCAUAGUUAACAACAAAGAGCCAAAAGUUCAAAGAAGGGAUGUUUUCAAAUGGUUAUCUUACAUGCUUCUGUGCAUUUCUAAGAGACAAGAAAUUUUGUACAUAAUUAUCAAUAGGCUAUAAGAUGUAACAACAUAAUGAUGACAUCUGGAGAAGCAACAUUUUUUCCCUAUAAAAAUCAUUUUCAAGCUAUUGCUUUAAGAAGCGAAAGAUAGUUCUGCAAAUUCAAAGAUGCAGUAUCCCUUCAAAGUAAAUAAGAGAUCAGGGAAGAGAAACAUCUUUCAAAGUACGGUGUUGUUUUGUCCAGGACAUCUAGAGAGUGAUCAAAUAUUAGGGCCUGGCAUUUGGGAUCAUAGGAAUUAUCACCACAGAAAUGACUGUUUUCAGAUCAGUUCUAUUGCUCUCACCAUGUCCUUCUGCAAGAAACAGGAGAGUGUACACCAGAGUUAAGCAUUAUGUAUGGGAUUGGAGAAAGGCAAAAUGUGGAAGAAACCAUAGCAUUGGAGAUGACUUCCGUGCUUUACAAAACUGUGAAGGGUUGUGAUUACCUGGAACAGGUCUCCAAUCGAUGUCAGCACUGUGUGGUUCAGCCUCUGCUACCCCUUGGGUUAUAGAAAUCUGUACACAUGUACCUGUAGCUUCCAAAAGCAAAAUCAUACUUAUUAGAAGAAAAUUCUGAUUUCAUAGAAAAACAAAAACUAGAGCAAGGAGAAUAGAACAUGUUUGCAAAGUCAUGUGUGUUCUGAGUGAAAAACAAUUUUAUUACCUGCUUAAUGGUCCACCUGGAACUAAAAGGGAUACUACUUUCUAACAAGGUGUAUCUAGUAGGGGGGAAAGCCACCACAAUAAAUAUAUUUGUUGAUAGUUUUUAAAGUUUUGUUCAUUUUGUU
This is a messenger RNA of Callorhinus ursinus (northern fur seal), 2092 nucleotides long. RefSeq names its product R-spondin 3 (gene RSPO3). NCBI's taxonomy places the organism in Eukaryota, Metazoa, Chordata, Mammalia, Carnivora, Otariidae. The record is from RefSeq and is a predicted model, not a curated record.